AGUUUAGCAAUUAGCAGGGUCUUCUGCCAUUUUUGGCAGUCUUCAGACAAAAUGACAGCGCAAGAACAAAUGAAAAAGAUGUUGGAUGAGCUAAUGGGAACCCAGAGGGAUGGUGAGUGCAAAAAAUGCGAUGUGAAAGUGAAACGAGCUCGAUACGUCUUGACUGAAUUUGAAGAUUUAGCACGCUUGUGAGUUUGUUAGAGCUUUUUCUUAUUGGGUUAUUUUUGUAUACUGACUAAAUAGACAACUCAGUUGUGAUGUCGACGCUAGCUCAAUCAAGUGGAGUGAGUUUUUGUCUUUGUCAUGUUUUUAUCUUUUCGAAUUCUUUUUUCCUCGUGCCCAGCUGUACUGUAGAGAGUGUUCUUCUAGUUUAAAAUAGUAUUCAACACCUGUUUUGUUGACCUGUUUGGAAUGGGGGCUUCAAUUUCGUUUGAAAGGAUCUCUUUUACACACCGUAUUACCUAUUAUCUUUUGUACAAAAAUGAGUUACUGGUUGAAUAUUUGUGGCCUUGCAACGGGAAGGAAAACUGCAAGUUUAUUUCUGAAAGCUUUCCAUGAAAAUUAACCGACUUUCAUACUCUGAUAGGCUUUGUCACAGCAGGUCUGUGUUGUGGUUUUGCUAUUGGCUUAAGACUGACAUAGAAAUUAAAAUUAUACUCGUGAUGUAGCAGGAAAAACAACUACAUGCAUGUUUUGAAGUAAAUUUAUUGCAGACAGCAUUUGAUGGGGCAAGUGCAAAUUGCAUUUUGUUUGCUGUAGCAAAGUCAAUCAGAGGUGCAAAAUAUAUACUCUUCACAUAAAACUGUAACCUGUAUAUACCCUAUUCUUUGCACCAGCUUUGAAAAAAGCAUUUUCUUCUAGCAGUCAAUAUUAUAUUUACCAGCUGUCUUGUGUAGCUUGAUAUCUUGUGCGCACUCUGCAUGUACAGUAUGUUUUAUAAAUUUCUUGUAUACCUGUGUUAUGGGAGUUCCCCAUUAAUACCAGAUAUUGAAUGCUUUCUCAAACAAGGCUCACUGAUAGCUAUGUACAUGUAUUGUGAGCAAGUCAUUGGAUGCGUAAGUAGGGCGACGUAAGUAGGGACAGAAAAUUUCAAUUUUGUUUUCUUAUGGUGGUUGGGAGGUAUUGGUUACUCAGUAAUUCUUGACUAGAAUCAACCUUGAAUGGUUCAUUUUUGGAUAUGUAAUGUAGCAUAAUAUUGACAACAAUCAAGAGAGACCUACAUACAUACAUACCUCUGGAGGUUUUAAGUCUUAGACUGGGUAUAAAAGUAUAGAUGAAUCUACAUUUUACCCAUAUGAAAUAUUUCUCAGGGGCCAAUUUGUUUUUUCUCAAGAUCUCUAUCUGAAAUGUUUUGGAAUAAAAAUUCAUUUUAUUAUGUCUUAAGACUGGGGGUUUUAAUCCACACUCCUUAUCCAAUCAACAUGAAUUCCAAAAAAUAAAAAGGAAGUUGCAUUUCACAGAAGCCAGAACCAAUUUUCCAUUUUGUUGACUUAUUGUGUUUAAAGUAAGGGUUUUGUUCUGUGUGUUGUAUUAUCCUUGAGUAACCUAUAUCACAUAAAUCCUCUGUUUAACCCACUUACGUAUAAGUAAAGGUUUGCCCUUUUUAAUUAUGUUUUGGUUACCUUCUUUUCAUCCUACCUCAUGUAUAUGUAUAAGCUUGAGAGGGAACAUCCAGGUUUCCUUAGAAAAUUUACCAUUCAUAUUUAUUUUGAACAAAUCAAACACCAAAAAAAAAAAAAAUACAAGAUUCUCCGGCUAUUCCUUGUCAGCAAUCUCAUUAACUUGGUAUAGCCACUGCAUGCUGGAAAGAAGAUGCAGAUAUUGAAGUGAUUCUUGAAGUUAUAUUGUACAACUGGCUAUACAAUUCUUACUGAAGGUGUUAUCUAAAGUUUAUGUAUAGUAUGUACAGUGUACAUGUUAAGGAAACUCUUUGGGUUUAAUGGAGGAUUUACAUUGUAAAGCAUUUCCGCAUUAUAAUUUUGUCAUUAAACAUUUUCAAAGCGAGAAAUUAAAAUACUGUAUUUAAACUGUUGGAUGGUAUUAAUGCUUUAUUUCUGUGUUGUCUUUAUAUCCUUCUAGGUGCCAGACCUGAAGAUGUAAUCAAGUUUACUGAUGACCGAGUUUGUAAGAGCUUCCUUAUGGGUCUUUGCCCUCAUGAACUCUUCAAUAAUACAAACAGUGGAUCUUCAAAACUAAAAUGGACCUUGGUCCAUGUAACAAGAUUCACGAUCCUGCCCUGAAAGCAGACUUUGAGAUUGCGUCAGAGAAAAGAGACUAUGGUUAUGACAUAGAUCAAAUGGAACAUCUUCAGUCUUUCAUCAAGGACUGUGAUAGAAAAAUUCAAAUAGCAAAGAAAAGGCUUGAGGAGACACAGGAUGACCAUGACCUUGUUCCCGAGGCCCAAGCAGUUCAUGACCUGGCUGAACAGAUUGGUAAAAAGCUUGCUGAAGCAGAAAGUAUGGGAGCUGAGGGCAAAGUUGAUGAGUCAAUGGAACUCAUGAAAGAGGUGGAAGACUUGAAACAAAAGAAAAGAAUGGCAGAGGACAUAUAUCGAGAGACCCUUCCAUCAUCUUCACUUCAGCAGCAAAAGUUGAGAGUCUGUGAAGUGUGUGCUGCAUACCUCAGCUUGUAUGACAAUGACCGCAGAUUGGCUGAUCAUUUUGGAGGAAAACUUCACAUGGGCUUCAUCAAAAUUCGUGACAGGUUGAAAGAACUACAGGACGGAGUGGCUAAAAAACGCUCUGAAAGAGAAAUGGAGCGCAAUCGACGACGUGAAGAGCGGGAACGGGAAAGAGAACAGGAGAGACGAGAACGAGAGAAAAGAAUGAGAGAAAGGGAACGAGAAAGAGAAAAAGAAAGGAGCCGGCGCCGCCGAAGUCGAAGUGGGAGCCGCAGCAGAGAGAGAAGAAGGAGAAGAAGGAGCCGUUCACAUUCACGGUCUCGAUCGAGAUCGCGGUCAGGAUCCAGAUCUCGCACGAAACACAAGUCCUCAUCUCGCCGCUCUAGAUCUCGCUCCCGUUCAGCAUCUACGAAAAGGAAAACUCCACCAACCAAAUCACCGCCACAAUCACCUAAAAGAUCUCGUUCCAGAUCGAAAAGCUGAGAUUUGGUCGUCUUUUUAGGCGCUUAUUACUUCAAAGCGAGUCUUCUCGCGGCAAAAUAUCUCCUUUUUUAUAGCGCAGUGUUACCUGUUACAUCUUCUGUAUAUUUUAAACGCCCUUCAGUUAAGCCAAAAUAACAACUGAGUUGUAGUUUGUUCCUGGAAUUGCUUGAUUUAGUCUUCCAAAUAAUUCCUCUUCUAUAGUGUAUUUAUGUGUAAUAAUUUCCUUCCUCAACGUCUGCACUCAUUAUCGUGCUGUUAUGUCAAUUUGGAAAUGUGGUUGUCCGAUUGCGUUCACAAUAUACCAGCAUGGCCUCGUCUUGUCGGUAGUGGUUGCUAUAAGCUUCUCGGCCGCAGUGAGUCUGACGAGGUGUUCAUUUUACCUUAGAAAAAUUAAAAUUGUCAAAAGUGAG
Messenger RNA from Orbicella faveolata, 3513 nucleotides. Its product is annotated as putative RNA-binding protein Luc7-like 2. The record is from RefSeq and is a predicted model, not a curated record. Gene Ontology annotation, molecular function: mRNA binding. Gene Ontology annotation, biological process: mRNA splice site recognition. NCBI's taxonomy places the organism in Eukaryota, Metazoa, Cnidaria, Anthozoa, Scleractinia, Merulinidae. Gene Ontology annotation, cellular component: U1 snRNP.